AAUAAAGAAGAAGAAAAAAAAAACGGAAAUUGAAUUUGUGCCGCUGAUUUUCUGUGAGUGCCUUGGUGUAUAUGCCGUUGUGUAGUGAAUAAGGCACUCUGAUCCCCCGUAAACGUUUGAAAUUUUCCAAUCUCACUAAAUGAGUUUAUGCCAACACACUACCAUGAGGAAACUGUCAUGGCAAUAAUCUAACACAAUUUGGAAUGGAAAAUUAAACAUUAAUCAACAAAUUUGCAUUCAAAUCGAACAGUUCCAUAAAACGUACAAAACUAAGAAAGCACAUGCUCAGCAAUGAAUUCACCCGCAACUGUUACCAAGGCAAAAGGUUUUGUCUGUCUCACCUCAUUAUCGUUGUUGGAAAUUACUUUAGUUACGACCACCACCACACUAUUGCUAUUACUGGCGCAGUCAGUACCGGCGGCAGAAGCCACAAGCGGCUUACGUGUGCCCACCUUUUUGCAGGAGCCCCCCUCACGUUUGCUCUUUGGCAAUGACACUGGCAGCCAGGCUAGCUGCACGGCUCAUGGAAAUCCGCCACCAAUUGUAUCCUGGGUUCUCAGUGAUGGCACAAUGGCCACACAAGUGCCAGGACUUAGUUUACGUUUUCUGGCCAAAUACUCGUUGAUGAUACAAAAUGUAGGACGCCGAGAUCGUGGAGUCUAUCAAUGUUUGGUGCAAAAUCAAAAAUCCAGUGCUCAAGCCAUGGCCGAAUUGAAAUUGGGUGAUACUGUUCCUGAGUUGAUUUAUACGUUCAUCGAACAGAAUGUUCGCCCAGGUCCAUUAAUAUCGCUUAAGUGUUCAGCUAGCGGUUCACCGCCACCACAAUUCUCCUGGCUGUUGGACUCACAGCCUAUUAUGGAUAUUUCUCUGCAUCAUCGCUUUGCAAUUGGGCAAUUUGUCGAUAUGUCAGGCGAUGUGAUAAGUCAUUUGAAUAUCUCCCAUGUACGGCCGGAUGAUGGUGGACUUUAUAAAUGCAUAGCAGCCAAUACCAUGGGUAGUGUGGAGCAUUCGGCACGUCUUAAUGUCUAUGGACCACCAUAUGUGCGAGCCAUUGGACCGAUCAAAGCUGUCGCCGGUGAAGAUGUAACAGUGCAUUGUCCAUUUUCCGGUUAUCCAAUAGAACAAAUUAGAUGGGAGCAAGGACAUCAUGAACUGACAACAAAUUCCCAUUACUCUUUAGCACCCGUACAACAGGGAGGCUAUCUUGUCAUCAAGAAUGUUGAACCAACUCGGGACCAGGGCAUCUAUACCUGCAUUGUUAAAGUUCGCAUGGGUGAGGAGGCACGUCGGGAUAUACAACUGAAUGUCAAUAGCCCUCCGGUAAUCGAGGCAUUUAAGUUUCCCAAAAAUCUGCAGGAGGGAGGCAGGGCACAAAUCACAUGUGCUGUAUCCUCCGGAGACAUGCCCAUAUACUUUAGUUGGAAAAAGGAUGAUAUGUCUAUACCAUCAAGUUUACAGAUCACGGAGAAAAAGGAAGAAUUCUAUUCCCUGCUCGUCUUUAAGGACAUCAGUGCUAAGCAUAGCGGCAAAUACACGUGCUAUGCCACCAAUGCAGCAGCUAAGGUUAACUAUACGGCCGAGCUACAAGUCAGAGGUAAAUUGAAUACAGAUUUCAAACCUUUGGAUAUGCGAAACCAUUCGCUGGUACUUAACCUGGCGACCGACAUUGAUGAGGGUUACUAUAUGUGUCAAGCGGCCAAUGAUAUUGGUGCGGGCCUCAAGAAAAUUAUUCGCAUCAAUGUCAACGAGCCAGCACGUUUCGAGCAAACAUCACGCAACGUAUCGUCGCGACGUAAUGAUGCUGUCACACUGGACUGUCAUGCCAAAGGUGAUGAACCCAUUAGUGUCGCUUGGACGCACAACAAUGCACGCAUUGAUUUGAACAAUUUCCGCUUUAGCAUAGCGGAAAUGAAAACCGAAAAAGGCGUAGACUCUCAGUUGACCAUCUCACGUUCGGAUCGUCACGAUUCGGGCAUUUACAAGUGUGUAGCCGAAAAUCCCUAUGGUCGUGCCGAACAAGUCAUCUAUCUUGCGGUGCAAGAACGUCCCGACACCCCAUCUAAUCUGGAGGUCUUUGAGGUGGGCUCACGAACUGUUAAACUCUCUUGGCGUCGCCCUUUCGAUGGCAAUUCACCGGUGCUCUCCUAUCUGGUGCAAUAUCAGUCGUUGAAGUAUCUGCAAUCGCAUGCUGCAUUGGGCAUGGCUGGCAGUGAUUGGAAUGGCCCGAAUAUUAUCAAUGUUACAUUACCAUCGACCAGCAUUAGUAAGAGCUAUGACAGCGACCUACGUGAAAGUGCCAUUGUAUCGGGUCUGACACCGGCCACUACUUUUCUCAUACGGAUGCAGGCAAUCAAUGAAAUCGAACGCAGUCCCUUCACCGAGCCAAUUGUGUUGAAGACCCAGGAGGAGGCACCCACAGAAGCCCCAUCAAAUGUGCAGGUGCAGACAGGAGGUGAAAGUGAAUUGAUUGUCACUUGGCAGAUACCGCCUCGAGAGUCCUGGAAUGGCGAACUCAUUGGCUAUACGGUAAACUGCAGCGAGGAGAAGCAGAACAUCAACUACAUUAGCGUUGUCAAUAACUCACUGAAGUCGGUGAUUGUGAGUGGCUGGGCCACAACGAAGGCCACAUUACGUGGCUUGCGAAAAUAUACGCGGUAUGCGGUAACGGUGCGCGCCUUAAAUAGUUUCGGUUCGGGGCCAUGGAGUACGCCCAUCUUUGGAACCACUUCGGAGGGAGUGCCGGAAGCAGCCCCCCAACAUGUCAACUGUACUGCAUUAUCGUCACAAAGUCUGAAAAUAUCGUGGCUGGAGCCACCACUGCAAUUUCACGGUGGCAUAAUUCAGGGCUAUAAAAUUUUAUAUCGGCCGAUUGUGAACCAAAUUGAUUUUCCAGCCAAACUAGAAAUAAAACGUACAUCGAAUUUGGAAACCUAUCUGCACACACUACACAAGGCCACCAAUUACUCGUUGCGGGUGCUGGCUUAUACGGCCACCGGUGAUGGCGUAGCCAGUCAGCCAUUAUAUUGCCAAACGGAGGACGAUGUACCAGAUGCACCGGCUGCCAUCAAAGCAGCUGCUCUAACGGCAGAUUCCAUUUUGAUUUCAUGGCUGCCACCGAGAAAUCGCAAUGGCAUAAUAACCCAUUAUACAGUCUAUUCAAGAGAAGCCGGACGUAAAGGACAAGCGAAAUCUCACAUGGUGCGUGUCGAUGAGUCUGGCUAUCCGGUUACCCACGAAGCACGCAGUUUGGCUGAGAAUCAAAUGUAUGAAUUUUGGGUAUCCGCUUCAACAUCUGUUGGUGAGGGUGAGCCCACCUCUGUGGUGGCCCAAGCCACAAACACACGUGCUCCAGCAAGGAUUGCUUCCUUUGGCCAAUUGGUGCGCAAGGCUGUGGGAACUAGUCUAAUACUUGAAUGUCUCGCUGUAGGAAAUCCCACACCAAGAGCCCGUUGGCUAACACGGGAUCGCCCGGUCACCUUUAGUCCUUUCUACGAAGUGACAAAUGAGGGAAACUUGAAAAUACACCGAGUCGAGGGCAGCUUGUCCGGAAAUUACACAUGUACAGCAAACAAUCUUUUUGGCAGUGAUGAAAUACAAUACCAAGUGAUUGCCAUGAAGCCACCAGCCUCACCGCAAAUCAUUGUCCAGUAUGCCUCGGCGGAUAGCAUACGUGUAAGCUGGGAUCCACCCGAUGAUGGUGGUGCUCCUCUGCAGGGCUAUGCCAUAUCGUAUCGCAUUAUGGGUGAGACAUGGUCCCAAACGGAAUUGAUGCCCGAGAAUAAUGCCUACACCAUAACAGGAUUGAAAUGUGGCAAUCAGUACAUCAUCAAAAUGUCCGCUCACAACAUUGUGGGCGAUGGUUCGGCAAGUGAGGAAAUUAAUGUUUGGACCAAGGGCAAAGCAUCCCAGGCUCCCAUUGGCAACGAUCUAAUUGCAACGAACGCAUCGUGUGUUAAUUUGAAAUUGUCAGCAUGGAAUAAUGGCGGUUGCCCAAUUCAUCAUUUUUCCAUUGAACAUCGUCCUCUGGGUGACAUCCGUUGGACCGUUGUGACGUCAGACAUUUCAAAUGCCGAAGAAAAUCGUGAAAAUUUAAUAUUUUGUGAAUUCCAACCAGCCAAAUGGUAUCAACUGCGCAUAUCCGCUACCAAUGAUGCUGGCAAAACUAUGGAACACUACCAUUUUGCCACAACAAAUAUUGAUGGAGUGACCAUACCACCACCGCCGGUCUUUCCCUCCGAGAAUGACUUGAUGAAUAAUCUGAUCUAUGGAACAAAUCCCACCAAUGAUGAUUGGUUGCCGACAUUUAUUGUCAUUGUGAUAAUAUCGGUGGCCAUAAUAACGAUAGCUUUAAUGAUAAAACAUCGUCGCACUUUGUGUGGCCCCCUGGCGGAAGGCUAUGAGUCGCGCGCCUUACCUGGUGACUACAAAGAGGACCAUGACAAUCGCCGCAAUCAGCAGGUGUAUAGUGCUUCACCCGUUAAAACAGUGGACAAAGGCAACGAAUCAGAAAUGUACGAGAUCUCACCAUAUGCCACAUUUAGUGUGAAUGGUGGCCGCACCGGAGCACCAGCCAAAACCCCAACCAGAGGUGUGGCAGCCUCUCCCAUGGACUAUACAAUGCAAUUCAAAACAUUUGGCCAUCCCGAAGGAGAGAAUCUAAAUGCCACAGCAUAUCCUUUGUUGCCAUCCUCCGGAUUUGGACACGUUAAAUCGAAAUCAUCGUGGCACAAACAACGCUACUACAACACCGAUGAUGAAUCUACGCUCAGCAAGUCAAUGACCAUGGCCAUUGGUUCUCAGACCAGUGGGCAUACGAAGAAAUCGUCGCGUGGCGAUGGCGGUGGACGUGGUGGUGGCAAUAAAAGCAACAGCAGCAGCAGUGGCAUAGGUGGUGGCGGCAGCAGUGGUGGUGGUGGUGGUGGAGGAGGAGGCGCCAAUGGUGGUCACACCAAUGGCAGUGGCCAUUGUGAGUCCGAAUCGGACACCAGUAUUAGUCCAAGUACUGAAUUUUCAAAUAUGCCUACUUAUAGAGUUCCUUGUAAGUCACGCAACAGUGAUGGUCGUAGUGGAGUAGAUAUGUUUCGACCAGAUUCAUCUACAGAAUCCAAUAACGACCAAUCGUCGCCCAUCGACCGGCGCAUGAAUGGCCAGAGAUAUGGCAAAGACAUGUCAUCGUCAAGUGACAACAACAAACGAAGUGCAGGUGGUGCCGGUGCUGGACAUCGCAAUCGCAAACAUCAUCAUCAACAGCAGCAGAUUAAUGCAAAGGAUUCGCUCGAUAGACGCUUAUGCCCAGGCAGUAACAACAGUUUAGACAGUGAGCUUAACACUUCGGAAACAUCCGCCUCAAUAGCGGCCACCAUUGCCGCCAUGACGGGGGCGAAUAAUAUGGGUUUUCGACCACCUUCCGGUUUUAUUGAUUCACGUGAAUUCAGCGAAGCCGAAUGUGAUCACGAGCAACGAGCCUUGGACUUGGAAGUGCAACGUGUUAUGGAAAAUAAAGAUGGUCAGUUGAGUAAAGUGGAUCGGGAGGAAUUAACCUCACUGUUGGCAAGAUAUCAUGAAAAGAAGGAACAGGAGCGGCAAGAGUUUACCAUACAUGUCUAGGAUACGGUAAGAGGUGGCAGCCCCACCAAAUAACCCACAGUUAAAUAGUUAAGUUCUAUUACCUAAGUUAUGGUUGACUUAUAGAAGUUGGACUAUGUUAGAAAUUGAAUAGGUGAAAGACUUUGUAAAAGAUGGAAUAAGGUUUUCAAUUUUCGUUGUGGAUGAAUGAAAACCCGUUAAGCUGUGAAAAGGAUAAUUUGAGUUAUAAUGAAAAUCUCACCUAAAAUGUUUUUACUUUUUAAGAUGAUACUAUUCAAAUAUUAAGAUUUAAAUUUGAAUAUAGAUGAACAUAUUAAAAAAAACUAAUGCCAACUUUGAACUAAACACAAGAAGACUUGAAGACUUUUUCAAUAAAACAUUUUUAGAGUUAUUUUAUAGGAACUAAUGGGAAUUUACGCUAUUGUUUCACAAAAAUUUAUAUUAUUUAUAAAAAUGACUUUUCUAUUAAAUAUUUUGGCCACACAAGACACAUUUAAUAAUAACAUAACGGCCUUAUUCACAAAACUUUAUAGAGCUCUCAAAUUUUAAGGCUUCAUAAAGUUUUGUGAAUAAGGCCGUAAUUAUUAUGAAAUCUAAGAUAAUUUGUAAAAAAUAUACAAUAACUUUGAAAAAGGCAUUUAUAGUAAAACCAACAAAACAACUAUUGUAAAAAAAUUAAAUUUUUUUAAUUUUCCCUUAAUUGCAAGCAUUUCAACGGGAAGUUUCAGUGCAUAUUAAAAAAGUGAUCUUAAAAUAUUUAAGAAAUGUUUUAAUUUAUUAAAAUUUAACUUAGUUUUAUUAAAUUUUUUAAUUAAAAAUUGAUUUUGAGAGAUAUACUUUCGAAAUAUUAUCUUAAUUAUAAAAUUUUUCUGAAAUUUCAUGAUUGUUAACCUAAAAUGGGUUUAGACAUUAAUAGGAUGAGCAACCUCAUAAAUAAAGUGAAAUGUGCACAGAGACUAAACUAAAUUAAUUAAUUCGCAUUUAUUUUAAACAACAAUGCCAUGCAUUUAAAUUAUGUAUUUAUUUUUGAAAUUUUGCAAUUAGAAGAUUAAACUUGUAUUUGUAUAUCAUGUUUAGAAAAUAAGUCAACCCCAUUUCCCAUACACUCAUAAGUACAUAGCAUAAAUAUAUUAAUAGGAAAAUUCAUGCAAGCCACAAACACCUGCAGAGAGAUAAUCGUACAUGCACAUACACUUGCAUAGGUUAUUGGGUUUUAUUCAUUAAAGGAGAAGAAGGUCGUAUAAAAACUUCAAAUAAACUAAACUAAAAAAAAAAAA
Stomoxys calcitrans (stable fly) is the source of this 6863-nucleotide messenger RNA. It is a transcript of the gene Dscam3, whose product is annotated as cell adhesion molecule Dscam2. Gene Ontology annotation, cellular component: axon; plasma membrane. Gene Ontology annotation, molecular function: cell-cell adhesion mediator activity. NCBI's taxonomy places the organism in Eukaryota, Metazoa, Arthropoda, Insecta, Diptera, Muscidae. Gene Ontology annotation, biological process: axon guidance; homophilic cell-cell adhesion; dendrite self-avoidance. The record is from RefSeq and is a predicted model, not a curated record.